AUGGCCGCGUCGCAGGCAAUUGCUCAGCAUCUUUUUCGAAAGUAUGUGGUGGAAGAACCAUCGAAUGAUCCUUUAUACAACGUUGAUGGGUGUGAAUACUACUCGAAAUCACCAGAGAUGUUCUUCCGUGAUGGCAAACGUCGAAUUGACUUCGUUAUCGUUUACAAGAAAGGACAAAAUAGUGAGGAUAAGGAGGCAAAGCGUUUUGCUUUUUUAAGUGCACUGGCUGACCAAAUGAUCGAGAUGGAGGUGGAAGAUUGCAAUGGGAAUAUUUUGGCUGCUACGGGGCCUGCCGAUAAAGAGGUGGACACCGACAGCAUUGAGAAACUGCGACUCAAAGCACAGGAAGAGUCUGCAGUUCGCGACACUCUAGUUGAAGCCGUCGAAUCAGAUGGAGAUAGCAAAGCCAUGCAGGCGUUGGAGGAGGACAUAUUAGCGAUCCAUGACCUAGUUUUUGUAAAGCUACAUAUAGCCUGGACAACGCUUACACGUGUCGCUGAGGUGCUGCAAUUUAGGAAACCAUUAAAGCAGGUUGGUAUUUGUGUGCUUUUGUGA
Dibothriocephalus latus is the source of this 555-nucleotide messenger RNA. The record is from the annotation of a GenBank genome assembly. Lineage: Eukaryota; Metazoa; Platyhelminthes; Cestoda; Diphyllobothriidea; Diphyllobothriidae.